Molecule: messenger RNA, 1147 nt
Organism: Hipposideros armiger (great roundleaf bat)
Lineage: Eukaryota; Metazoa; Chordata; Mammalia; Chiroptera; Hipposideridae
Gene: TFPT
Product: TCF3 fusion partner
Exons: 6
Coding region: 294-1103 (269 amino acids)
Biological process (GO): positive regulation of apoptotic process; apoptotic signaling pathway; apoptotic process
Cellular component (GO): Ino80 complex
Molecular function (GO): DNA binding
Source: RefSeq, a predicted model, not a curated record
AGAAUCGCCGUAGUUAGACGACAGAGUGUCGAGACAAGAAUAAAGACGGGGCCAACUCAGACGACUGGUGGCGACGUUAGACGAGAAAGCAAGGCCUUUCAGCUGAGACUUGGGGCGGAGGGUGCAGGGAGCGAAGCCGGAAAUAAGGAACUACAACUCCCGGAGGCGUAACGGCGGAGUCCCGGAUGCUUGGCCGUGAAGCCUGAUGGGACGGGUAGUUUUGCGAAGGACUUAGCCCAGAGGUUUGCGAGGUUGAAAGCUCUGAGGCCUGGGACGCCGGUAGCGGGGGAGACAUGGAACUGGAGCAGAGAGAGGGGACCAUGGCAGCCGUGGGCUUUGAAGAGUUCUCAGCGCCGCCAGGUUCGGAGCUGGCGCUGCCUCCGCUAUUUGGUGGUCACAUCCUGGAGAGCGAGCUUGAGACAGAAGUGGAGUUCGUGUCCGGGGGUCUAAGCGGCUCGGGGCUCCGGGAGCGAGAUGAAGAGGAAGAGGCAGCCCGGGGCCGGCGGCGGCGCCAGCGGGAGCUAAAUCGCAGGAAGUACCAGGCGCUAGGUCGGCGCUGCCGGGAGAUCGAGCAGGUAGGUGAACGAGCGGGUCCUGAACAGGCUCCAUCAGGUACAGAGGAUAACACGGAGACUGCAGCAGGAGCGCAGAAGAUCAAGGUGUCCCCUGGCGACUUCUCUCCCUCCGGGCGCAGGUUCCUCAUGAGAGUGCUGGACUCCUACGGCGAUGACUACCGCGCCAGCCAGUUCACUAUCGUGCUGGAGGAUGAGGGCAGCCAGGGCACAGAUGCCCCCACCCCAGGCAAUGCUGAGAACGAGCCUCCAGAGAAAGAGGGGCUGUCUCCACCCAGAAGGACACCUGCACCCCCAGAACCCAGCAGCCCAGCCCCCGGCGAGGGGCCCAGUGGGCGGAAAAGGCGGCGAGCACCCCGGGAAGGACGCCGAGCAGGAGCUGCGCUGACUGCAGAACUGGCCCCUGUGCAGAUUAAAGUCGAGGAAGACUUUGGCUUCGAAACGGAUGAGGCCCUGGACUCGAGUUGGGUUUCUCGGGGGCCAGACAAACUGCUGCCCUACCCCACCCUAGCCAGCCCUCCCUUUGACUGACACCCCCCAACCCCCCACAAUAAACUGACCCCACAUUUGCCUUG